Messenger RNA from Homalodisca vitripennis (glassy-winged sharpshooter), 3189 nucleotides. RefSeq names its product rab proteins geranylgeranyltransferase component A 1 (gene Rep). The record is from RefSeq and is a predicted model, not a curated record. Gene Ontology annotation, biological process: small GTPase-mediated signal transduction; protein geranylgeranylation; intracellular protein transport. Gene Ontology annotation, cellular component: cytoplasm; nucleus; Rab-protein geranylgeranyltransferase complex. Gene Ontology annotation, molecular function: GDP-dissociation inhibitor activity. The coding region runs from base 224 to 2071 and encodes 615 amino acids. NCBI's taxonomy places the organism in Eukaryota, Metazoa, Arthropoda, Insecta, Hemiptera, Cicadellidae. The transcript has 11 exons.
CACCUAAAAGCGAACAGACUUACAGACGAAUCGAACUGCUGUGUCGGUGCACUUCUGAAAAGAUUGCCCAAUCCCUAAAAAGUGUCGCCUCUUUUGAGCUGUGACGAAUCUUUAAUUUGUUUCUAUUCGUUGUGAACAUUUUAUGUAAUGAAGUGAAAGUUUGACUGUUUUGUUAUUUAGAAUCAAGUCUCAUUAGUAAUUCCUUUAUUAAACUACUCUCAAAAUGGAUGAUCUUCCAAGUGAAUAUGACGUGAUCGUCAUCGGCACAGGAAUGACUGAGUCCAUCUUGGCGGCAGCUGCUAGUAGGAUCGGUAAAAGAGUGCUUCAUCUUGACAGCAAUGAGUACUAUGGAGGGAUGUGGGCUGCAUUCAACUUUGAUGGUCUCCAGAAAUGGUUGGGAGAGUGCCAGAAUAAAGCCAAUGAAUUAGAACAUGAAACUACGGACAAUUUACUGAAAGAGGGGGAGAGUCUGAUUAAAGCUGGGAGUCAGUUUGCCACCGUCUUUAACAUCGAAGAGAAAUGGUACAUUCCACAGGAAUUGCUGGAGAAAGACAGUGGUCCUCAACCAUCUAAAGAUACUCAAACGGAAGAAGAAGGUCAAGCUAAAGGAGAUCAAGAAGGAGACUUAGAGAAAGGUGAAAAGGAGUCGGCUGAAAGUGAGAAGGAAAAGGAUUCUACUCAAUCCAAGUGCUGGAGCCAAAACAAGCUAAAAACUUUGUACAGAAAAUUUAACCUUGAUCUGGCACCAAAGCUCCUGUACUCAAGAGGAUCUCUGGUGGAGCUGCUCAUCUCCUCCAACAUUGCUCGUUACGCAGAGUUCAGGAGUGUUUCUCGAGUCUUAACUUAUAUCAACGACAAACUUGAAACUGUUCCGUGUUCACGAGCAGAUGUCUUCUCUACCAAAGAAAUCUCAGUUGUAGAAAAACGAAUGUUAAUGAAACUUCUUACUUUAUGUCACGAAUAUGCCAAAGAUCCUGACAACAAAGAAUUUCAAGGUUUUGAAGACAAGACAUUUGUAGAAUAUCUCGACUCGAAAAAGCUGACACCAAAUCUGCUUCACUACGUACUAUAUGCUAUUGCCAUGUCAACCCACAAGACUCCAUGUAUGGAGGGGGUGGAGCGCACACAGCGUUUCCUCACCAGUCUCGGCCGUUACGGGAACACUCCCUUCCUUUGGCCAAUGUAUGGCAGUGGAGAACUACCUCAGUGCUUCUGUCGGUUGUGUGCAGUGUUUGGUGGAGUGUAUCACCUGAAGCGAGCAGCGAACUCUGUCAUCAUCAGCCAACAAGGAGGAGAGCCUCACUGUGCUGGUAUAGUGUCGGGCUCCCAGCGUCUGUCAACUGAGCACCUGGUAAUGGCCGUGUCUGAUGCCCCCAAGACAUUCCUUCAGUCUGCUCCUACUGGCGGCCUCUCCCGUGGUAUUUUCCUCACUGAUAGAUCAAUGUUAGCUGGCAACAAGGAAAUGCUGACUCUACUCCAGUUCCCUCCUCAGGACGCUAAUGGAGAGUUGGUCACCGUCAUUGAGGUGGGACCUUCAACCAACGCUUGUCCACAGGGCCUUUAUGUGGUGCACAUGACUUGCCGCCAGGUGAAGAGUGCCAGAGAAGACCUGGCUGUGGCGGUGUCGACUCUACUGCACACAGAGCCGUGUGAGGGUACUUACCGCUCUGACACUCUCUCUCAGGCCACACUCACCCACAAGCUGGAGGAUGGCACGGACGUGGAAGGAGCAGAGAUAAGUCAGUCGGAGAGCCAGGCAGUGAAGCCACAACUGCUCUGGUCCCUCUACUUCAACUGUCCGGAGACCUCAAGUUGUGACUUGUCAGCUGAUGUGCCCAGCAAUGUGCACUUGUGCUCUGGCCCAGACCUCGACCUGGACUUUGAGUUUGCUGUCAAACAGGCUAAGGAAAUAUUCAAGAAGAUGUACCCAGAUUGUGAGUUUCUGCCCCGAGCUCCAGACCCAGAGGAGAUUGUGCUAGACGACGACUCGGAGCCAGGUCCAGCCUUCAUUGACAACAAGACCGAGAGUGACCAUGACAAGCAAGACAUUCCCUCUGGUGACACAGAGUAGUCAUCUCACCCAUCCCCUUCCCCAUCCCUCUUUCCAGAUAUAGUUGUUAACAUCAAUUUAUCUAUUUAGUCUUUAUAUCACGUGUUAAGAUUUUAUUAUUUAUUUUUUGUAGUUAAAGAUGUGAAAAUUUUGUUAUUCCAGUAAAAUAUUUUAUUGUGCUGCAUGUUAAAAUAUCUUUUGGUACUUAUUAGUUUAUAUUAUUGUAACUCAAUAUAUCAGAAAUAAUAAUUGUACUCAGAACUAUUGUGUGAGGCAGGCGUUAAAUGGGAACACAGCUUGAAACUACAAUUACUUGAGAUAUGUCAAUGCUGCUUUUGCUUGUUUAAAUGAUACUUUUAUUGUUAUAAGAAGAGUUUAGUUACUUUACUUCAAGAACAAAAUAUUUGUUCAAACAAUUGAUGUUUACAUUGUAUACAGAAUUAUUCCACUAAACUAUUUACAAAAUACAUUUUGUAACAUCCAAAGGUUUCUUUUUCUGUAUACAUACAAAAUUAUUUAUUAUUAUUAAUUAUUUAAGAUUAUUGUUAUAAUCUCCCAAGUGAACAAUUUUAUUCACUUUUUUCAAUAGUUGAAAACUAACUCUAAAAUAUAAAUGGUUGUUAAGGUUUAAAAAAUCUUACAUUAUUUUUAUUACAUUACUUCAGUUAAAAGUGCGUGACUAGAGUUAAUGUAUUGGAACUUUAUAUAGUUUUGUUUCUUACGUAUUUGUAAAAAGUGUGUUGUUGUGAAAACAAAAAUAUAUGUGAUGUAUUUUUAGUAAAUAUUUGAGCAAAGAUCACUGCAUUUACAGUGGAUAAAUAUAUUGUAUUGUAUUCUAAGUCUACAUGUAUGGAAGACUGCUACCCCUUGAUCUCGUUUCUAGAGAUUUUUCAGCUUUAAUUUUUUUGUGUUGUUCCUAUUAUUUUGUAUUUUAAUAAAGCAUUUUUGUAAACCAAAUACUGUGAUGAGAUGGAGAUUUAAAUGUUUGACAUUCACUUGUUUUAUACAUUUAUGUCCUGGCAACUGGCUAGCUUAGUUGGCUGGGGGCUUGGUGAAACGAGUAGCCUACACCGCUUUGCUUAGGUAGACACUUUUGUUUGUCAACUGCUCCAAUAAAGUAUAAUUUAACAUAAAUUUAA